Prorocentrum cordatum is the source of this 423-nucleotide messenger RNA. The record is from the annotation of a GenBank genome assembly. NCBI's taxonomy places the organism in Eukaryota, Dinophyceae, Prorocentrales, Prorocentraceae.
GUUCUGCUCCUGCGCGGACGACUCGCACGCGAAGGUGUGGGACCUGCGGACCGGGACGGAGGAGCGCGCCUUCACGGGGCACGGCUGGGACGUCAAGUGCUGCGACUGGCACUCGACGAAGGGGUUGGUGGCGACGGGUUCGAAGGACUCGCAGAUCAAGCUUUGGGAUCCCCGCGCGAGCGAGGCCAUCACGACCAUCUUCUGCCACAAGAACACGGUCACCAGAGUGGCCUGGAGCCCCAACGGCCAGUGGCUCGCCAGCGGGUCCCGGGACCAGCUCGUGAUGCUGAUGGACAUCCGCACCAUGAGCGUCCGGAAGGUCUUCAAGGCGCACCAGAAGGAGGUGACCUCAUUGUGCUGGCACCCAGAGUCCGACUCGGUGCUUGCGUCGGGCGGCUACGAGGGCGACAUGCACUUCUGGGA